Penicillium cosmopolitanum is the source of this 2610-nucleotide messenger RNA. Its product is annotated as involucrin repeat protein. NCBI's taxonomy places the organism in Eukaryota, Fungi, Ascomycota, Eurotiomycetes, Eurotiales, Aspergillaceae. The record is from RefSeq and is a predicted model, not a curated record. The transcript is spliced from 4 exons. The coding region runs from base 1 to 2610 and encodes 869 amino acids.
AUGAAUAUCAGCCUUCGCUCCAGCCAGUCUUCUUAUGGCGAUCCUCGCUAUCUCUCCACCGCCACCAUCUCCGAUGCCAAUGCUCCCAUCGGGAAAUCCCUCGUCGACGGCUACCGUGAUGCUGUCCACCCUCAACAUGACGACCGAUCACGGUACAACCCGCUCAAUACCGCUCACCCGCGCAGCUCAGUCCUCGUCAAUACCAACGACCCCGUCACGAUGUACCUGUUGACCGAGACCGCGAUAGGAGACAGCAACCACUUCGAGAUCUUGUCCUUUGAAGAAGUCGAGGACUUGAAGAAGGAACGCACACUACUCUCCGGUCGAAUCGAAAGCACAAAACGCAAGUUGGCCCUCGAGACCAAGCUGCGCGACGCCGCUCAGUCGAUCGGUCGACUCUACAGUCCCCCCAGCCCCCGGGACAGCGGUGAAUACGGCAUCAACGGAUCCUCCAAAUCACACCGCAGAAGCCGCAGUAUCUUUGGGAAGAAUGGCACGACCGAUGUACUGGACAAGAGCGAUUCGGAACUGGCGAUGAGCCAGCGCAAGUGCGAGGACCUGGCCCAGGAGCUCUGGAAGCUCGAGCGCCGGUCUCAGCAGAUCGGUCAGCGCCUGCUAGAGCAUACCGCGGGUGUCCUGCAGAUGACCCAUAAGGGUAUGAGAAAGGGCCCAAAGAACCUUGACGCACCUUCUGACGAACUUUACGGUGGCCACGAAUUCGACGACCGCAGUCUCUACCGCACACCCGAGCAUUUGGAUAACUAUGGCUUGAAAGGAAGGAUCGAGGUCAAUGCUCCAUCGUCUGGCCUAUCCUCGGACGCCGCAGAAGCCACCCAGAGGAGACUGGAGGAACUCAGCGAGCGCAUUUGCAACAUGAUGAUCGAAGCCACUCCGGAUGAGUUUGUUGAUCCUCCUCCUAAGUCCGCGAACCGAUCCCUCGAUCCCGCAUCUGCCGCCGAGGCGCACUUGUUAUACCUUGAGAAUAGCUUGAACAACCUGGGUUCGCGCCCGGCCGCUGCAGCGAACAUUGUUGACCGCUUUGGAUUAACUCGCUCGCCGACACUCCCGCCGCCCCCCUCUGCCUACGAUGGUGAUGGGUUAGAGGAACAACUGUCAUAUCUCCAAACCGGUGUCGAUGGUUUGGCAAGCCGGGUGGACGGUCUGCUUGAGCAGAAGAGCAUUCUGACCACGCAGAUCCAACAGCAACGCGAGCUCAACUCAAAGUCCGACGCCGAGCGUGAUGCCCACAUCGGCGAUCUGACUGAACAAUUGUCCCACGCACGCAGAGAUGGCAAGUCCGCCCAGGACGAGCUUGAUGUCGUCAUGCAACAGUUGGAGGCCAUGCGCCACGACGGUUCUUCCCAGGACGAAGCGAAGGCUUCUUUGGUCCAGGCCGAAGGCGAGAUCGCACGUCUGCAGAGUGUUGUGGAGUCGCUGCACCGCGAGGCUGAUGCUCGCACGGAGGAAGUAAGGGAAACCCGCGACCGCGCCGAGCAUGAGGCGUCCCAGUCCGAGGCUCAAAUCGAGGAAAUGAGAGAGGCUCGUGAUCGUGCUGAGCGCCAGGUCACACAGCUCGAGGUUGAUAUUCAGCAAAUUCGUAGUGACUCUGACUCCCGCAUGGAAGCGGUUACCUCUCGUGGGCUGGAGUCCGAUUCUCGUAUUCAGGAGGCCGAGUCGCGUGCACAGGAAGCUGAAUUCCGCUUGCAAGAAACCGGGUCUCGUCUACAGGAAGCCGAGUCGCGCCUGCAAGAGGCUGAGUCCCAUCUUCAGAUAGUUAGUUCUCGCGGACUAGAGGAGGAUUCUCGUGUGCGGGAAGCUGAGUCUCGUGCACAGGAAGCCGAAUUCCGUCUCCAGGAAGCUGCUUCCCGCGCCCAGGAGGCCGAGUCUCGUCUACAAGAACUCGAUGCUCGUGUGCAGGAGGCUGUCGACCAGCGUAUCCAAGCCGAAGAGAAUAGCACCCGCCUACAAAAUGAGAUGACUGAUAUGGAGGGCGAGGUUGUGAGAAUCACGACCGAACUUACCAUGGUCAAGGCUGAGCUGGAUGGUGCUUAUGGUACGCGGGCACAGCGUGCAGCAGAAGCGGCCGCCAACCCCGAAUUCCAAAACGAGAUCGAUGCCCUCAACACCCGCAACAUUGAACUUACCGAAGAGCUUGCCGCUCUCAAGAGCCAACGCGGCGGCGGCGAUCUCCAGCAACGAGCUGACACUCUUGAGAAGGAGCUUCGGGAAACCAUUGAUGAUUACGAGGCCAUGACAAAGGCCAGCAUUGAGUUCGAGAAAGAACGGGAACGUUUCGAGGGCGUGAUUGAUAGUCUGCGGGAUCGCAGUGAGCAACUGGAACAGCAGCUGAGCGAGGAACGUAUCAGCUGGAUGAACCUCAGCAGCCCGACGUCGAUGGGCCGCGAUCCAACACUCGAGACCACAUCCACUAUGGUGUUGAAGAACGAGUUUAAGAAGAUGAUGCGUGAUACUCGCAAUGAGAACAUGAAGAUUCUGAAGGCGGAACAAGAAGAGCGCCGCAGGAUCGAAGGACUGUUGCGAGCCCUCAAAAAGGAGCAUGCGCAGGUGACGGGCAAGCCUGGCCCAAGUCCCAUUGGCACCCCCUUAUGA